Gordionus sp. m RMFG-2023 is the source of this 1840-nucleotide messenger RNA. RefSeq lists its product as uncharacterized. The coding region runs from base 143 to 1840 and encodes 565 amino acids. NCBI's taxonomy places the organism in Eukaryota, Metazoa, Nematomorpha, Gordioida, Chordodea, Parachordodidae. The record is from RefSeq and is a predicted model, not a curated record. The transcript has 3 exons.
GUAAUAUCUUACAAAUUCCCCAAUUAUAAUUUUAUAAUGAUUUAUCUUCUAUUUUUUAAUUUAUAUUUAAAUUUUGAGAUAAAAGUAAUAAUUAUUAUUUUCCCAAUCAUUAAUAAUUAUAAUAAGAAUAAAAUAGGCUAAAAUGAAAAACUAUGUUUUUCUUCUUCCUUCGCAAAUAAAUUACUUACCUUUGCCGAGUUUUAUUGCUGAGCCCUAUGGAGCGCAAGGGAGUGCUUCUGAGAGUCGUUUAUACACAAAUAAUUCGAGUAAACAUGAUAAUUGUCAAACUAGUCUAAAUAAUAGUAAAGAAAAUAUUUAUCAUGAUGCCACUUUAAAUUUGGCAUCAAAUAGUUGUGAUCAUCAAGGAAAUCGACAAUACCAACGUGAGGGAAAUCUAUAUAAUACAAAUAGUUCUGUCAUAGAGAACGGAUCGUUUAUUAUCGAAAAAGUAAAUGAUGACAAAUGCGAAUCAGCAAAUAACUGUGCUAUCAAAAAUAAAUUGGUCAAAAGCGGCAUGGAGAGCUUAUUACAUGUUUUAUUUAGCGAAAAAGAUAGAUCAAAUAUUUUAUUACCAUCCCAGCAACAUUCAAUUCCUACAAUGACUCAUGGCAAACUAGAUUACGAUAAGGCAAGGGAGAGUAAACAGGAAGUACCGUUCAACAACCUCGAUAUUACGAAUGGGGGAAAAAUAUAUUCAAUUUUUUCUCCUUCCCAACCAAAAGAUAAUAAUAAAGAUCGUUCGCGAUCCCUGACAUCGAACAAAAUAACGCUGAAUAAAUCGAAUAAUAUUAGCUUAAAAAAUAUUCAUGAUGAUAAUAAUUUAUCACAUAUUAAAUCUAGAAUCAGUUUAAGUAAUAUAUCGCAGAGAGUUCAAAAUAUGCUGCUUAAUAAUUCUAAAUAUGAUAAAAUAAUCAACAGAAACUACAACCCUCCGAUUAAAAAAUUUCAUAUUUCAACUAGCUGUGAAUUUAAGGGGUCUAACCUUUUACCCACUUUGCAAGUCGUCAAAAAAGAUGGUUGGUACGGGUUGAACGAUUCUGUCCUAACGAUAUAUCAACAGCUGGAGAGAGAUGGUUCUUGUGAUAAAGUUAAAGUCGAAAUUAUACCGAUAGAUCUUGUUCCCCAGUUUUUAAUCAACAAUAUUUCGAAAUCUGAUUACGUGUGCAAUGGCAAAAAUAUCAACGAUGUAAGCAUGCAUUCACUUUCGCGAACCAAUAAAAAUAGAGACAUAACCAGCAGAUUAGCCGAUAAUACUUUGCAAUUUUUGAAAAGCGUGUUACAUGAGAAUAUAAUCAAUCCUUCCAUACGAAUAAACAAAACUUUAAACAAGGAUAUCAAAGGUGGUCUUAAGAAAUAUAAUGUAACCGCUAAAUUCAAACAUGUCAAACAAAAUGAAAUAAAGGAUGAUCUCGAAUCCAAAGUAAGCGAAGAAUAUUGUUUUGAUUCUCUAUCUGAGAAUACAGACUCUUCGGACAUCAAUGAAAGCUCAGAGACUGAUGAUGAAUAUGGAUCAGAUUUCUCCACAUCUACUGAAGAAAGUGAUUUAGAUGUCGACUCGAAAUUUUCUUACGAUACUUACGUGUGCAAGAUUUGUGAUCAUUAUUUUGAAAGUGGCCAAGAAUUUAUGAAGCACCAACAAAAGAAAAAACAUUUUUGGUGUGGUAUAUGUAACGUCAAUUUAGUCUCCAUGAAAAUGUUAAAUCUGCAUAAAAUAGAUUGCAAUCAUCGUUCCGAUAAGGAUUCCUUAUUCUUAGAUUGCAAUCCAUAUUUAACCAGUCCGCUCAUUGAAUAUAAUCACAGUUAUAGCAAGGACAAGAUGGAUAUUGAGACCUUAAUUUAG